UCCAUAUAUUGUUUUACUCUUAUGUAGUUUACGUCCUUGUUUGUUUGGAUGUGUUUAACCUAUAUUUAUUCUGAUACAAAUAGUUAAGUGUAAUAUUUAAGCGUGUAUAUAAAAUCAGAGUGGGAGUUUUACAUUUGAAAUUUCCGUAUAUACCUUGAUGUUUUAAGAUGGGAAAGUCCAGUGAUAGCAGUGGCAGUGAUAGUGAAGAUGAUCGGCGAAAAAGAGAUGAAUUUGCUGAAAGACUAAAAAAGAGAGACAAAGAAAAGACAAGAAAUGUAGUGACAUCUCGAUCAGAUAAGCGAGCAUAUGAAGAGGCAGCAAAAAGACUUAAACUCGAAAAUGAAAAUCGAGAGAAAAUAAUACCUCGAUUACGAGUUGAGUCCAGAAGAAAAUAUUUGGAAAAACGUAAAGAAGAUAAAGUAGCGGAGUUAGAAGCAGACAUAAUCGAUGAUGAAUAUUUAUUUAAUGAGCAAGAGCUCACCGAGCGAGAGAAGAAAGACAGAGAGCACAAGAAGAAACUCCUUACCUUGGCCAAAGAGCAUGAGAAGGCCAGAGAGCUGGAGAAAGUCCAACGUUAUCACAUGCCUCAGGAUACCAAAGAUAGCAAGGACCACUAUGAGGAGGUGGAUGAGAGAGAGAGGAUGCCACACUACGAGCAACGAAAGUGGGAGGAGGAGCAAAUGUCCUCAGCAGUAUUCCACUUCGGUGCCAAGCAGAAGGAUCAACAGCAGCAGGAAUACGACUUGGUGUUGGACAACCAGAUUGACUUCAUACAAGCUCUGUGCAUGCCAGGGAACAGGGACAAGGACAAGGAUAAUGAGGAGGUAACGGAGGCACAACGUAAGAAAAUGAACAUUGAAGAAACCCAACGUAGUCUUCCCAUAUUUCCUUUUAAAGAAGAUUUAAUAGCAGCUAUUAGAGAACACCAGGUAACUAUUGUAUUUACCAACCAAUAG
Molecule: messenger RNA, 956 nt
Organism: Homalodisca vitripennis (glassy-winged sharpshooter)
Lineage: Eukaryota; Metazoa; Arthropoda; Insecta; Hemiptera; Cicadellidae
Product: probable pre-mRNA-splicing factor ATP-dependent RNA helicase mog-4
Exons: 6
Coding region: 168-956 (262 amino acids)
Source: RefSeq, a predicted model, not a curated record